Corvus hawaiiensis (hawaiian crow) is the source of this 482-nucleotide messenger RNA. Its product is annotated as hemoglobin subunit beta-like. Gene Ontology annotation, molecular function: peroxidase activity; heme binding; oxygen carrier activity. Gene Ontology annotation, cellular component: blood microparticle; hemoglobin complex; haptoglobin-hemoglobin complex. The record is from RefSeq and is a predicted model, not a curated record. Lineage: Eukaryota; Metazoa; Chordata; Aves; Passeriformes; Corvidae. Gene Ontology annotation, biological process: oxygen transport; hydrogen peroxide catabolic process. The transcript is spliced from 3 exons. Bases 24 to 467 code for a protein of 147 amino acids.
UGGGCAGCCCCUGUGCUGACACCAUGGUGCAGUGGACAGCCGAGGAGAAGCAGCUCAUCACCGGCCUCUGGGGCAAGGUCAACGUCGCCGAGUGCGGUGCCGAGGCCCUGGCCAGGCUGCUGAUCGUCUACCCCUGGACCCAGAGGUUCUUCGCCUCCUUCGGGAACCUGUCCAGCCCCACUGCCAUCAUUGGCAACCCCAAGGUGCAGGCCCAUGGCAAGAAGGUGCUCACCUCCUUCGGGGAAGCUGUCAAGAACAUGGACAACAUCAAGAACACCUUUUCCCAGCUGUCCGAGCUGCACUGCGACAAACUGCACGUGGACCCCGAGAACUUCAGGCUCCUGGGUGACAUCCUCAUCAUUGUCCUGGUUGCCAACCACGGCAAGGAAUUCUCCCCCUCCUGCCAGGCCGCCUGGCAGGAGAUGGUCUGUGUGGUGCCCCACGCGCUGGCCCACAAGUACAACUGAGCCUCCUGGGAUCCU